Sceloporus undulatus (fence lizard) is the source of this 3885-nucleotide messenger RNA. RefSeq names its product enhancer of polycomb homolog 2 (gene EPC2). Gene Ontology annotation, cellular component: piccolo histone acetyltransferase complex. The transcript is spliced from 14 exons. Bases 289 to 2709 code for a protein of 806 amino acids. Gene Ontology annotation, biological process: regulation of transcription by RNA polymerase II. Lineage: Eukaryota; Metazoa; Chordata; Lepidosauria; Squamata; Phrynosomatidae. The record is from RefSeq and is a predicted model, not a curated record.
CUGGGGCUGAGCUGAGCUCGCGCUCCCUCUCGCGAGGCCUGCCGGGAAAGGAAAAAAAACUCCCUACGCUGGCCGCCGCUUUGGUUUAAUGUCCGCCAUGUUUGCCAUGGCGCAGGGAGCGGAGCGGGAGAGCCGGGAGCGGGUCUAGGGCUGUUCGGCGGGGCGCGGGCCCUCCAUGGUGUGCGGGGCCGAGGCCGGGAGCGGCGGAGGCGGCUGAGGAGGCGGCGGAGGCGCCGCAGCGAGGUCCCCCGUCCUCUCCGUCCUCUCGCCGCCGCCGCCGCCGCCGCCAUGAGCAAGCUCUCCUUCCGCGCGCGGGCGCUGGACGCCGCCAAGCCUCUCCCCAUCUACCGCGGGAAGGACAUGCCCGACCUCAACGACUGCGUCUCCAUCAACCGCGCCGUGCCCCAGAUGCCGACCGGCAUGGAGAAGGAGGAGGAAUCGGAACAUCAUUUGCAACGAGCUAUCUCAGCACAGCAAGUCUUCAGAGAAAAGAAAGAGAACAUGGUUAUUCCAGUUCCUGAAGCAGAAAGCAAUGUCAACUAUUACGGUCGUCUAUACAAAGGAGAGUUUAAACAGCCAAAACAGUUUAUUCAUAUUCAGCCCUUCAAUCUGGACAAUGAACAACCUGAUUAUGAUAUGGACUCAGAAGAUGAGACAUUAUUAAAUAGGCUCAAUCGGAAGAUGGAAAUCAAACCACUGCAGUUUGAAAUUAUGAUAGACAGGCUUGAGAAAGCUAGUUCUAAUCAGCUGGUAACACUUCAGGAAGCUAAAUUGCUGCUCAAUGAGGAUGAUUAUCUUAUUAAGGCUGUCUAUGACUACUGGGUAAGAAAACGGAAAAACUGCAGAGGACCUUCUCUCAUCCCCCAAAUCAAACAGGAAAAAAGAGAUGGCUCCACCAACAAUGAUCCAUAUGUGGCUUUUCGGAGGCGAACAGAGAAAAUGCAGACAAGAAAGAAUCGGAAAAAUGAUGAAGCCUCUUAUGAGAAAAUGCUGAAACUAAGAAGAGAGUUCAGUAGAGCCAUAACUAUUUUGGAGAUGAUUAAGAGACGAGAGAAAACAAAACGAGAAUUGCUACAUUUGACAUUGGAAGUUGUGGAAAAAAGAUAUCAUUUGGGUGACUAUGGAGGUGAAAUCCUUAAUGAAGUCAAGCUGAAUACAACAGAGAAGGAGGUGAACACCACUCCAGCAACUCUUCAUAAUGGAAACCACCACAAAGUUCAAGAAUGUAAAGUUAAGCAUGCUCACCAUUCAUCUACAAAAGAGGAAGGAACUGAUGUUGUCCGUCAGAAGAAGAAGUAUCCAAAGAAGCCAAAAACAGAAAGUGUAAUAAGUCCUCAGCAGCCCACUACUGAGCCUUUGCCUGCAAUCAGUAAAACUGAUAUCAAACAAUAUGACUUCCACAGUUCAGAUGAAGAUGAAUUUCCACAGGUACCCUCACCAGUGUCAGAACCAGAAGAAGAAAAUGAUCCUGAUGGAGCAUGUGCAUUUAGAAGAAGAGCAGGAUGCCAGUAUUAUGCUGCUCGUUUGGACCAAACUAAUAAUUCUCAUGAGAAUUCAGAACUGGCAGAAUUGGAUAAGCUAAGGUAUAGGCAUUGCCUUACAACACUUACUGUUCCAAGAAGAUGUAUAGGGUUUGCAAGAAGACGAGUUGGCAGGGGUGGAAGGGUGUUGAUGGACCGCAUAGCCACAGAACACGAUCCUGUCCUGAAGCAGAUUGACCCAGAUAUGCUAAGCAGUUGUUCAAGCUCUUCCCAAAACGUAGACUUUUCUUCUAAUUUUUCACGGACCAAUGCUUCCAGUAAACCUUGUGAAAACAGACUUUCCCUUUCUGAAAUACUAAGCAAUAUCAGAUCAUGCCGACUUCAGUGUUUCCAACCAAGGCUACUAAACGUACAGGACAGUGAUAGUGAAGAAUGUACCUCAAGGAAACCAGGGCAGGCUGUGAAUAAUAAAAGAGUUUCUGCAUCAUCUGUAGCUUUAUUGAACACCAGCAAGAAUGGCAUAUCAGUAACAGGGGGUAUCACAGAAGAACAGUUUCAAACACAUCAACAGCAGUUAGUGCAAAUGCAAAGACAGCAACUUGCUCAGUUCCAACAGAAACAGCAGUCUCAGCAUUCUUCCCAACAGACGCAUCCAAAAGCACAGGGCUCAAGCACCUCUGACUGUAUGUCGAAAACGCUUGACUCGGCCAGCGCCCAUUUUGCUGCAUCUGCAGUGGUGAGUGCACCUGCUCCCAGUCGAAGUGAGGUGACGAAGGAACAGAGCACAAGCCACAAUAUCAAUGGUGUUGUUCAGCCUACAGCAACAUCAAAAACUUUGUACUCCACAAAUAUGGCUCUAUCAUCUAGCCCAGGGAUCUCAGCUGUACAGCUUGUAAGGACAGUUGGCCACACCACCACAAACCACUUAAUCCCAGCAUUGUGCACAAACAGUCCUCAGACGCUUCCUAUGAACAAUUCUUGUCUCACCAAUGCAGUGCACCUCAACAAUGUCAGUGUUGUUUCUCCAGUCAAUGUACAUAUCAAUACAAGGACUUCAGCACCAUCGCCAACCGCCUUAAAACUUGCCACAGUUGCUGCCAGUAUGGACAGAGUGCCAAAGGUGACUCCUAGCAGCGCAAUCAGCAGCAUAGCAAGAGAGAACCAUGAACCAGAAAGAUUGGGUUUGAACGGAAUAGCAGAGACAACAGUAGCAAUGGAGGUGACAUAACCUAAAUGCAGUGGCUCAACCUGUGCUGAUGGUGUAGUCAUUUAUAUUCCAGCUGAAUGCAAAACAACACUCUGUGGAUCACAGGGAAUUAAAAUGGACCUAAAUGGACUAUCAUAUCGUAUAUUAAGUCGAUAUAUAAUGUACAUUUUGUAAAAUUGGGAAAAUCACUACCUUGUAAAAUAGUUUAUUUGUAUCAUCAAUAUUAUUUCUGUUACUUGAAUAGUAGAUAUUCAUCAUCAUGCUUUUGCACUUGAAUUCGCAACUGAAUGGAUUUAAAAAUAAUUCUUUAAUGGGAUCAUGAGCAUGAAAUGGGAUCCUGCAUCACUUGUUUUAAUUAUUUAUUUUGCCAUGUUUACAUUUUGUAUCUUGUAAAAAUAAAUCCAACUUUGUGUCUAAAAAAGUUAAAGAUUCAUAGCUAGGAAAAAUUCUUGUAAUUUUUUUCUAAAGGAAAUGUAAAGUUUUCACUUGGUUCAUUUUGUUUCACAAUUUUAGAUGGACUUUUUGGUAAAUACUUUAGUGGCAUUUCACUGUCAAAUAUGAAGUUCAAGGCAAAAUAGUAUUUUCUAUUACUGUGCAGGGGAAAGGGAUGGAUCGAUACAUGCAAAUUUAAUGUAGUAACCCACUUUUCCAUAUAUUUUGAAUGUAUAUUUCUAUUUAUAAUACCAGUUUAUAAAAAAUAAUUACACAGAAAACCUGACUAGUAAAAUUAUGCAUCUAGCACAUAUUAAACUGUGCAGAUAUGAAGAAAAUUUUCAACUGAUUAUAUUUUAUCUGAAGUCUGCAUAAUUUAACCGGCUUUUAACCGUAACACACCACAUAAAUGAUAUUUUACCAGGUAUGUAUUGCAUUAUAUAUCAUUGCAAUAAUUAUUGGAUGUCUAGAUAUCGAGCCAUCCCAGGUGAUGGGGGUGGGGGGAGGGUUGUGGCAGAUUGUCUUUCAAUUUUGGAGAGUUUUCCUGUGGCUACAAGGCAAGUAACGGGUUGGAAAAAGUCUGACUGUAAGCGUUGGACACUUUCGUAGUGUAGUGUUUUAGUGACUUUUUUUAUACGGUUCUUGUAAAUUAGAUACGUGUAGUGGUGUUUCAGAAUGUUUGUUUAUGCACUAGUUCAGACAACUUUCCCUGUUACUUGUUCUUGAUAAGUGAAAACUGCAGGGAAAUAAAAAUACAUAUCAAAA